Molecule: messenger RNA, 282 nt
Organism: Protobothrops mucrosquamatus (brown spotted pit viper)
Lineage: Eukaryota; Metazoa; Chordata; Lepidosauria; Squamata; Viperidae
Gene: IL17B
Product: interleukin 17B
Exons: 1
Coding region: 1-282 (93 amino acids)
Biological process (GO): inflammatory response
Cellular component (GO): extracellular region
Molecular function (GO): cytokine activity
Source: RefSeq, a predicted model, not a curated record
AUGCAUGUUUUGAUGUCAACAUUUUUUUCCUUUAGGAUAAACCAUGAUGCAUCCCGGCUUCCAGCUGACAUCCCAGAGGCACAUUGUCUGUGCGCAGGUUGCAUCAAUCCUUUCACCAUGCAGGAGGACCGCACCAUGGUCAGCAUUCCAAUCUAUAGCAAAAUCCCUGUGCGACGGAUGCUGUGUGAGCCAAGUAAGUCUCACAGGAAGAAGAAAAGGUGCCACAAAGAGUAUAAAAUGGUUAUGGAGACCAUUGCGGUGGGCUGCACUUGCAUCUUCUGA